Messenger RNA from Labrus mixtus (cuckoo wrasse), 3997 nucleotides. RefSeq names its product NLR family, CARD domain containing 3 (gene nlrc3). Gene Ontology annotation, cellular component: cytosol. Lineage: Eukaryota; Metazoa; Chordata; Actinopteri; Labriformes; Labridae. Gene Ontology annotation, biological process: regulation of apoptotic process; negative regulation of canonical NF-kappaB signal transduction. The transcript is spliced from 19 exons. The coding region runs from base 259 to 3663 and encodes 1134 amino acids. Gene Ontology annotation, molecular function: protein binding. The record is from RefSeq and is a predicted model, not a curated record.
AUGACUAGAAAGUGCUCUGCUUUUUGUCACUCGUUUCAUUCGCUCGCUAGUCCUCCACCGGAUUUGACUCUUCAAACAUUUGCUCCGAGUCGCAUUUCAAAAUCACACUAUAGCUGCUCUCGUGGGAAAUGAUGGUGUUUCCAUACCAAACAUCUGUCCAAGCGGCUUUUUACAUUAUUUAAUACCCACAGAGAAGUUCAAGAAAACCAAUGAUCGACAAACAGAAAAGUCUGAGGGCAGAACCUGUGAAACUUUCUCAUGGAGAGGAGGGAACUUUACGAUUCUAUCCUGGACCGAAGCAAACGUAUUAUGUGGCAGGACGACUGCUACAUGGAUCUUCAAACUACGUCUUCUUCACUCGCUUCACAAACUGAAAAUAAAGAUCUUUGCUGGAUCCAAAAGCAUCAAGAACAGCUGCAAAGAUUUAUUACCACGUCCUUCUUGGAUGGGAUCGUAACCCACCUGAGAAGGGUUGAAGUGCUGACUGCAACUGAGGAAACCAAGAUCAAGGAAGCAGGCCAGCUUCAGGACCAGGUUAUCAUGCUCACAACCAUUAUAUCUGGAAAGGACAGUCAAGGGACUGAUACCCUCCGAGGCUUCAUAGAGAGCUCAGACUCUCAGCCGGCCCAGCUCAUCAUAAACCACGAUUCCAUGGUGAAAGAGCACAAAGAGGUGCUGUUAAGACAAUACGAACAGCACAGAGACAGAGAUUCAGUUAGCUGCCCCAAGUUGAACAUCUCCUCAAGAAACUUACUUCUAGUUGAUGGACUCUCUGACCUUCAGCAAAAGGAACAUGACUUAAUGCAGGUGGGGGUGACUCGAGGAGGGAAAAGAAAUCACCUCAGACAGUUGGGGCUGGCUAAACUCCUGGAGCCCCUGACUCGUGUUAGUUUACCUCCCAGAGUCUCAGUCACAGUUGGCGUCGCUGGUAUUGGAAAGACUACCUGGGUCCGACACUUCGUCAGACAGUGGUGCCAGGGGGCCUACUAUACAGAUGUGAGCUUCGUCUUGCCUUUCACUUUUUGCGAGCUCAACUCACUGGAGAAACUGUCUGCAGAGAGGCUGGUGAAAAUGGCCUUCCCUCAUUUAACAGACCCCAGUCUGGUCUUGAGCAGCUCCUGUCGCACACUGUUCAUACUGGAUGGUUUGGAUGAAUUCCGCUGCACUUUAAAUUUCUCUGAUGCAGCGUCCUGUAACGACCCAAAGAAAGAGGUUCCCAUUGAUGACCUAGUAACAAACCUCAUUCGAGGGAAUCUGCUUCCUGAUGUAGCAGUGUGGGUAACAUCAAGGCCAGGAGUGGCCUCCCUUAUCCCUGGAGGAUUAGUUGACAGAGUGACGGAGAUCCCAGGAUUUAGCCAGAAGGAUAUUCAGCUCUUCCUUGACCAUCACUUCUCUGAAAAGGAAUAUGCCAAUAAAAUAUGGCCACAUUUGGAGUCCCAUAACAUCUUGAUGGUGAUGUGCUACAUACCUGGAAUCUGCUGGAUAGUAGCUGAUACUCUGAUGUACAUUAUGCAGAGUGGAACACAAGAGAGCCUUCCAAGAACUUUUACUGAGCUGUUUGCUCAAUUCUGUUCUAUGAAGGCGGAAGUGGGUGAACCAAGAGGAAGGGAGCCUGUAAAAAUAGAGCAGCUUCAUGGUGGCAAUCGUAAACUGCUGGGCAACCUUGGGCGACUUGCAUUUUAUGGUCUCCUGAAACACAAGUACACCUUCAGUGAGCAGGACCUCAGAGCCUAUGGGAUAGAUCCACUGCUAACUCAAUGUAGUCUUGGUGCUGGAGUUCUUGUCAGAGAGGAAUCUGUCAUUUACACAACAUUCAGGUUUACCCAUUUGACUUUGCAGGAGUUUCUUGCAGCUACUUUCUACCAUGUCUCCUCCAAGCGGGCCAUCUUCGAUUUAUUCUCAGAGAGCACCAUGUCUUGGCCCAAGAUCGGUUUUCAGAACCACUUUAGGAGUGCCCUGCAGCACUCGCAACAAGCUGAAGAUGGGCACUUGGAUGUGUUUGUGCGCUUCCUGACAGGCCUGCUGUCCUCAGGGGUAGUCAAACCUCUUGCUGGCCUUCUGGCCCUUGGGAAAGAUGAUGGCAAUCAGAAGGCUUGGGCAGCAGGGUUUUUACAAGGCCUUUUGGUCAACGGGGGUGCUGUGGUAUCCCUGCGCGCAGUCAACCUGGCUUAUUGUUUACAGGAGCUGCAACAUACAGAGCUGCUGCGGAGUGUAGAGGAGGGUUUACAACUCCGCAGUCUGGCAGGGAAGUUAACAAGGGCUCACUGUGUCGUGCUAGGCUACCUGCUGCAUGUGUCGCCAGAGUGCAGUGAACAGACCAACUUAACAGGCUCUUUGACUUACUCAACAGUGAAGUGUUUGCUCCCACAGCUGCUGUACUGCAGCCAUCUCAGGUUAGAGAGUAAUCAAUUCAAAGAUGAUGUCAUGGAAUUGCUUGGAAGCCUCCUGAGUGCUAAGGACUGCCACAUCCAGAAAAUAAGUUUAGCAGAGAAUGCCAUCAGCAGCAAAGGAGCCAAAGCCCUGAGUCGAGCCCUCUUGGUGAACCGGACACUGACGUCACUUAAUCUCCGGAACAACAACAUCGGCUCUAAAGGUGCAAAGUUCCUGGCUGAGGCACUUAAAAUGAACCAAGUUCUGGUUUCUGUUAACUUUCAGAACAAUGCCAUUGAGGAGGAAGGUGCUCGGGCCCUUGCAGAAGUACUACAGUGCAACCGCAAACUGGUGUCUCUAAAUUUGCAGAAGAACAUGAUCGGAGCGGGAGGAGCCAAGAGGAUUGCAGAUGCACUGAAGACAAACCUGACGCUCACAAAGUUGAUUCUUUGUAGUAACCAGCUGGGGGACAAAGGAACAAUCGCUCUUGCAGAGGCUCUGACAGUCAACCACACUUUGCUCUCACUUCAGCUGCAGAGUAACUCCAUCAGCAACAAGGGGAUGACAGCCUUAACUAAGGCACUGAGGUCAAACCGAGGUCUUCUCUCUCUGAAUUUAAGGGAGAACUCAAUUGGAGUGGAAGGAGCAAAGAACAUGGCAUACGCCCUCCGUGAGAACCACUCUCUGCAGGACCUUGACCUUACAGCCAACUUGUUGCAUGAUGAAGGGGUUCAAGCUAUAGCUGGAGCAAUCAAGUUAAAUCAAGGCCUCAUAUCUUUGCAUCUUCAGUGGAAUUUCAUCAAGUCCUCUGCCACAAAAGCUCUGGCUGAUGCUCUCGUCUCCAAUACUGUAAUGCAGCUCUUAGAUCUACAGGAGAAUGCUAUUGGGAAUGAAGGAGUAAUUUUUCUAGCUGAAGCCCUGAAGACCAAUGCCUCUCUGCGUACAUUGUGUCUCCAGGGGGUCUCAGCAGGCACAAGUGGCGCCAUUGCAAUGGCUGACGCUCUUACACUGAACCAAACCCUGCAAACAUUGGAUCUACGUGGGAACACUGUUGGGAUGGAGGGAGCCAAGAAGUUGGCAAACGCUUUGAAAAGCAACAGAAGCCUCAAGUCUCUGAACUUGCAGGAGAACUCUCUCGGUAUGGAUGGAGCCAUAUUCAUUGCAACAGCUUUGAAGGGAAACCACCAAUUAACAUACAUCAGUUUGCAGGGAAAUGGCAUUGGAGAAUCUGGAGCAAAGGUCAUAUCUGAUGCGAUAACAGCCAACGCUCCGGGCUGUGUGGUCGACAUCUGACUGAGGACAGACAAUAUCGCACUGAGGAACAUUGUAUAAGAUGUAACAAGGAGUAGAUUAGUAACAGAUAGUGGUUUGUUGGUACUUGAAUAUUCUCUGUAAUGUUAAGAUUAGUUUCAGUGUAAUUUUAUUUGAAGUCGUCAUUAAGUUAGAAGUACCCAGAGAGUUGGAAAGGGCUUGUAUAGGAUGAGAACAUUAAUUAUGGCACCAUUUUGUGUUAGUUUUACUCAGCCAAAAUUAUAAGGAGGAGUUGCAUCUCUCUUAAGUUGACGUCACUCAUUACAAUUGCACAACUUGAUUGGCAACCAGAAAUAAGAACAGAUUCAGGCUCUGA